Cornus florida is the source of this 1602-nucleotide messenger RNA. RefSeq lists its product as uncharacterized. The coding region runs from base 87 to 710 and encodes 207 amino acids. The transcript has 3 exons. The record is from RefSeq and is a predicted model, not a curated record. Lineage: Eukaryota; Viridiplantae; Streptophyta; Magnoliopsida; Cornales; Cornaceae. Gene Ontology annotation, molecular function: cysteine-type endopeptidase inhibitor activity.
AAAUAAUAAAUACUCAUCAAUUCGCGAGAAAGCAAUAUUAAAUAUUAUAUAAUACCUGCGGCGGUGUUAGGGUUUUUCCUUUAGGUAUGGCUUGUUUUUGUGCUGCUGGUUCUGAUUUUGGUUCUGUUCCUGGUUCUGUUCCAAUCGUUUUUGAAUCACCAAUAGAGGAGAAACAGAAGCUCAAUGAAUAUGAUUGCAAGAAGGAUGUGAGGUUCGAUGAUUCUUUUGAUUAUGUCUCCGGUGAUGAUAGUGAUAGUGAUGGCGAAGAAAAGGAAGUUUUACACUAUGAAGAUGAGGAAGUCGAAUACGGUGAUGAUGGCUAUCACGAAAUCACCAGGAAAGAGUCCCACAUUUACAACGCAAGGGCUAAAGCCACCGAUGGCUUUUCUGUUCCGUACUUCCCCAAAGCCUUCGCAUUAUGUAUGAUAACGCCAGUUCGCGGACUCAGCAAGGAUAAGGAAACCCUCGAGAGGAUCAGCAACCACUCAAAGAGAGCUUUGCAAUCCUACAAUAAAGCAAAAGAGUCAGAUUAUGAGUUUGUGAGGGUUAUCAAGGCAAAUACAGAGAUCCUUACUGGUAUUCUUUAUUAUAUAACCUUUGAGGCAAAGGAUGGUAAAAGUGGCGAGCCUCAAAUCUUUCAAGCUAAAGUGUUGAGGGGAAUUACAGAUGUAGAGGUCCUCUCUUGUAUCCCUAAACGCGCUAUUGUAUGAAGGUAAAAUUAAUUUUCCAAAAUUGAUAACAAUUCCACUUUGAUUUACUUACUAAACUUGGGGACUUUAAUGAGCUUUUGGUGUAGAAUCACAUAACUUGCUUUGUAGCUAUUGCAUUGAUAGUUGAGCUUACCGGUACCAAUAAAUCAGGCAACUGAGUCCACUUUAAUUUUGUAAUCAUUGUUGUGUUUAGUGGUGCAUUAGGCUUGGUUACCCAUGUGAGAGAGAGAGAGAAUGGAGAAUUUUAUUUGAAUACAUAAUUUCACCGCCAAAUUGACCACUGACACUAAUAAUUUACCAUAAUUGUAACCCCAUAUCAACCUUCAAACCAGUAGCGAAGGCAUCGUUGCUGCUUCCAUCAGUCCACGGUUGUUGUUCGUUGUUGGUCCCCAAAACCCAAGCGAAGAGCCCUAUAGUCACACAGCCACCGAUAUUCGCACAUUAACCGCUAACAUCAAAACAUUCUCACCAUAGGGUGGCUGUGAAUAUAGCCCACAUGCUAGUUGGCCCAAACUAGUCUUACCUUUGAAUGUAGUUCACAUGCUACUUGGUUGCCUUUGGAUAUAUGAUAAAUGUGACUCACCGUAGGGUGACAACUCCGAGUCUUGUAUUAGUAACUCAUUAUGUCAACCAAUAAUAGAAGGCAUGGGAAACAUCCUUGUUUCAACAUAUCAAAUGAUAUUUUUUUCAUUUUUGACAUUAUGUGUUACCUACCAACAGUAGAACACAUUACUUAGAAAGGUUUUUGGGUCUUGCAAUUGUUCUUUCUUUCUACUUGGAAAACACUUCAAUAUGUUACUUAUAAAUAAAUAUCAAUCAAUCUCUAUUUAAAAGAAAGAACACAACACUACUUAGCAAAGAAAAAAAAAAAAAAUAAAUAAAAGAAAAGAAA